This is a messenger RNA of Ostrea edulis (European flat oyster), 1126 nucleotides long. RefSeq lists its product as uncharacterized. The transcript is spliced from 2 exons. Bases 1 to 1089 code for a protein of 362 amino acids. NCBI's taxonomy places the organism in Eukaryota, Metazoa, Mollusca, Bivalvia, Ostreida, Ostreidae. The record is from RefSeq and is a predicted model, not a curated record.
AUGAGUGUCGAUAAUCCUGGUAUUUCAUUUCACCAGAAUGCCGAUAGAAAAAUAACUUUCCCUGACAAAAAGCGAAGAUCAGCCAAGCUAGAGGUAGAAUAUCCAGCGGUCACGUAUUGUCUUUGGUGGAAGCUGCGCAUGAACGAGUACGUGACCUUCAGUGUUCUUCCACUCAAGUACAAAGAAGAUGAUCUGUCAACAUAUCACGUGGUACUUGGUGUCAGCCAAUUAGGGCCAGCACAACUCCGAGGACGGGACCCGGAAAGUUUCAAGGCGGAUUUCCGGGCACCUCUACCGUAUCGUUGGAAAGUAAUAAAUCGAUUUGACAAAGACGUGUGCUGUGGAGAACUCCGUGUUGAGGUGUACCCAAAGGGCCGGAUUCAUGCAUUCCAUUCAGGUGGAUUUGAAACAGAAAUGGAUUUGGAUCAGGAAAUGAGAUCUUCGCAAUAUCUAAUUGUUCUUCGCUUGCUUCGAACAGAGGUUAGAAUAAAAGACUUGGUGGUGGAGGAGACGCAUUAUGACUACGCGGUACAGUCCUUUCGGAAGGCCUCUAAGAGGUACAACACUGAUGCACUUUGUGUAGACGUGAUUGGCAAUGAUGCCCCUAGUAACGGUGAUCAACAGAACAAACAGGAUUUAAGGCGAAUGAAGAGCAGAAGUUUUCCAAUGGCGCUUCCAACGCAAAUGGAGAGGGAUGAUAGAAGUUCUUUGACUCUUAAUCAACCAGCCGAAAAUUACUAUGAUGACAUCGCAUUAGGCAGUCCUCUGCACUCAAAGGACAUCGACUUCCCAAACGUUACACCGCAUAUUAACGCAGUGUACUGUGACGUCAUAGGAGAUGGCGUUGCAGAGAGUAGCGAACUUAAUGGAGAGACGACGUCAGGAAAAGCUGACUGUCAUUACCACGAAGGAGAUUUUGAGAAAAAUGCAAAUUCAAAGCAAACGAAAAAGAAUAACAAAUCACCUCACAUGAUUAAAAAACCUGUCUCAACGCUUUUGGGUAAAGUGCAAGGAAUUAAGAAUGUAUUUGUGAAGAGAGCAGAACAUCCGUAUGAUGAGAUCGAUGAUGACGAAAUAAAACAAUCGUAAAACUAAGAACAUUUUUGGAAAUACGCUCAUAUCAGCU